AAAAAUCGAUCACCCAGGAAGCUCAAUCGCGCCCUGCACUGUGAGUUGUAAUUGUUAUAGCACAUCUGUCAAUAAAAAUGGUCAUGAGACGAGCGUUGCAUUUUGUUUUCAAAGUUGGUGACAGGACCAAAACUGCCACGUUUUACCGAGAAGUUUUGGGCAUGAAGAUUUUGCGACACGAAGAGUUUGAGGAAGGCUGCAAAGCAUCUUGUAAUGGACCCUACGAUGGGAAAUGGAGCAAGACAAUGGUUGGCUUUGGUCCAGAAGAUGACCAUUUUGUUGCAGAGCUGACAUACAACUAUGGAGUAGGAGAGUAUCAUCUUGGCAAUGACUUCUUGGGACUCACUCUGCAGUCGAGCCAAGCUGUGAUCAAUGCUAAACGUCUCGGAUGGCCUCUCACUGAGGUAGGAGAGUCUCUGUAUCUGACCCAUGCUCCUGGAGGAUAUCCUUUCUAUCUCGUGGACAAAGAGCAGCCUCUUCAUGAUCCUGUGCAGAAGGUUUGCCUCGGUGUGUCAGACCUCCAGAAAUCAACCCACUACUGGAAUACAUUCCUGGGAAUGAAAAUAAUGGACAAGAAUGAGGAAAAGAAAACGAUCCUGAUGGGAUUUGCAGACACUCAAUGUAAGCUCGAGCUCCACGACAUCAGUGGAACAGUUGAUCAUGGAACAGCAUUUGGGAGAAUAGCAUUUGCAUGCCCACGGGAGCAGUUGCCGGACCUGGAAGCUUUGAUGAAAAAGGAAAAUCAGAAAAUUCUUACUCCACUAGUCAGCCUGGACACUCCUGGAAAAGCCACAGUAGAAGUGGUCAUCCUAUCUGACCCAGACGGCCAUGAGAUUUGUUUUGUGGGAGAUGAGGCGUUCAGGCAGCUGUCCAUGGCGGACCCCAAAGGAAAUGAACUGCUUGAUAAGGCUAUGGCUGAGGAUAAAAGUGACGAGUGGUUUGCCGAACAAAACAAACAGAAGGCUGCUGCGUGAGAUGAAGCGGCUCGGCUGUAAAACUGCACCGUCGAUUUCUCACCCAUUCAUGUGAUGAUGGGAUGCUGUUCGAGGCACUUGUAACAUAAAUCUUCUUGUAAUGUCAACUCACUUAUCUAUAGGCUGGGAGUAUGAGAUAUGUUUUCCCUUUGAUGCAAGACAUUAGGUGCUGCUGCAAUGACAGAUCAGGAUAAAUGGACCAGUUCAGUCUGAUGUACCGGUAUAUGUUUCCAAUAAAUGUUGUUCCUGUUAAUACGGCAGAAAAGUGGACAAAUAUACUCAAUUUGAUGCAGUUUAUGCUCAUAAAUUAUGAAAAGUGUCAUUGUGACCAGGAGCAAUUGGACUUCGGUUGAGCUUCCACUAACAGCCUGUGCAGUGUAUAUUUCCCAGUUAGUGCUUUUGGUAGCUUAAGUAAUUAGUGGUGGAAGUACUUAAACAAAAGUACUAAUACCACAUUAUGAAAAUACUCUGUUACAAGUAAAAAUCCUGAAUUUAAAAUGUUUCUUUAGCAAAUGUAUCAAAGUAAAAUUCAAAGCUCUCAUUAGAGAACUAUGUCCACUGUAACUGUUACACUAAUAUAGUAUUGCAGUAUACUAUAGAGUAUAUUAUUACUACUGUGUGUUAUUGUAAAAUCUAGUUUUGACUGUUGCGCUUGGUUAAGGUAGAGCUGAUUUUGAACUACUGUGUAUUCCAAAGUGUAUGGGACUAAUUAAUCUUUUCACUAUGGAAUAAUAUGCUGAUUAUUUUCUCUAUUAAUUGAUUAUUUGGUUUGUGAGAAUUCUGAAAAUUGCCAAAACUGACAUCUUCACUUUGGUUGUUUUCUCCAACCCACAGUCUAAACCUCAAAAUGAAUAACAAAAAUAAUAAAUUAUCUAAAUAUAACUAACAAAAUAAUAACGCUAAAUCUAUUAAAUCUAAUUUUUGUAUGCAAAAAAAAAAAAGAGUAAA
This is a messenger RNA of Acanthochromis polyacanthus (spiny chromis), 1922 nucleotides long. RefSeq names its product glyoxalase domain containing 4 (gene glod4). The coding region runs from base 78 to 974 and encodes 298 amino acids. The transcript is spliced from 9 exons. The record is from RefSeq and is a predicted model, not a curated record. NCBI's taxonomy places the organism in Eukaryota, Metazoa, Chordata, Actinopteri, Pomacentridae.